UCUCAGCCAAUCAAUGUUUGUGAUGCCACCACAGAGAGCCCUACUGCUGAUGCCUGCAAAUUUAAAAAAAAAAAAAAAAAGGAAAAUAAAACAGCUGUGCUAAAAUACGCGGAUUACAAGGAAGAUGAUGGUGAUGAUGAUGAUGUGACACUAUGCCCAGCCAAUGAUCAAGCAGGGAGGGAGUGGAAGGGGUGUGUCCAGAAUCCAAGCUUGGAGCUGAUCGAUGCUGAGGAGACCGAGGAGGAAGAAGGGGAAGAGAGGGAGGUAGAGGAGGGUGGGGGAGGCCUUGUCCAAGCAGAGGAGCGCCUAAACCGGCUUAAUAAAGGAGAAGAAGAGGAGGAGGAGGAGGAGGAGGAAGAGGAGGAGGGAGGGAGGAAGCUGUCGCCUGUCAGAGGGGAAUCAACCUGUGCUGUCAUGGACAAAUAUCGACCAAAGAGACCCACCACCCUGGCUCUGUUCCCACAGCUGCCACAAGCCGGCACCCAGGACUCCAUCAACAACAACUCUUUAGGCAAGAAGGACAGCUGGAAGGACUCCCACUCUUCCUCCCCACACAUUACAGGGGAUCUAGCACCACCAGAUAUUCAACCAAAAGCGGAGGACAAAGUCCGCCAUGGCACCCGCCGCCCAGCCCCCAAACCACCAACAGCCAAUGGAGCCAACAGCAGAGCCAAUACUCAAGCUGCUGCCACCACUGCAGACACACGCGCUCGUCCACGGGAAAGACAGUUGUCCGGGGCCACGCACACACAGUCCUUCAGCUCAUCGAGGAGUCAGCGAAGAGGAGGAGGAGCAGGAGGAGGAAGAGGUAGAGGGGGAGGCAGAGGAGCGACAGCGAUGAGAGAGAGGAGUCUGGGGGACAUCAAAGGGAAGGAUGGAGUGACAGCAGGGAAGGAAGACAGAAGAGGAGGAAGACUGUGUGAAGAGUCCAAGGGGAAGGAGAAAGAGAGGCCCGGACAUCAGAGGCCAAGAGAAGCAAAUGUACUGAAAAGCCGGGGAGCUGAUGGGAGAGGAAAAGUAGGCACUAAAGGGGAUAACAGAGCAGGGAGAUUCAAGCUGAACAACGCACUUUCUAGCCAGGAAGUUUAUCUGACAGCCAUGGUGGUCCCACGCACUCCUGUAGCACCAAGAAACCAGGACAAGAAGACCCAAGACCAAGGCCAAAACCAUGACAGGACCCAGGAAAAUCCUCCUGUCCUUUCCCGGUCCAGCAGCGAGGGAGGGUCAAACAGAAUGUCCCUCAGCUCAGACACAGAGGGUCCCCCACCAGGGCCCCUGCAUCCUUCUCUAUCCCACCGAACCAACCCUAUCAUCAGCGAAGAAGAGGGGGAGGGAACUCCAACUCCUUCCGUGAAUGUCCAGAAUGGUCCAACCCACUGCCAUGAAGGUAAUGAAAAGACAGAGAUGGACUGUACCAAGUCAGAGGUUCACCCAGGGGGAAGGAAAUGUGACAAUAACACUGAGAUGGAUAGCACCAACUCUGUCACUCAGGGAGAUCCUGCAGCUGCUCGGACUGUACCAAAGAGCGAAGCUUCAGCAGGGUUAAAUUAUGACUCUGUUAAAUACACUCUGGUGGUCGAUGAACAUGCUCAAUUGGAGCUGGUCAGCCUCAAGGACUGCUUGCACAGCUACAAUGAGCACAAUGAUGACAGCGAUGCAGAGACAGUCUAUCAGUCAGCCAAUGAGGAGGAAGACCCAGAGUAUGAGGAGGAGAGGAAGAGGAGAGAGGAAACAAGGAAGCAAGACAGGAGGAAAGAGGAGGAAAAACGAAGAAAGGAUGAAGAGGAGAAGAAGAAGCGGAGGGAAGAGGAUGUGAAGCAAAGGAGGGAGGAGGAGAUGAAGAGAAGGAGGGAAGUGGUGGCAAGGGUCUAUAAGCAGUCCAAGGUAACGUCAACCACAACUUCUGAGGAAGAGGAGUCUAAUGGAGGAAGAGCUGGAGCUCCCAGAAGCAGGAAGUUCCUCAACCUGUUUGCCAACGACAGCAGCCAUUACAGUGCAACCGGUGCUGGGUCAUUUGGUGUGUUUUCCUGUGUUUUGGAUGGUGUGGAAAGACAGCAGAGCCACAGAGCUGUUUACAGGUUUGUUCCCCGUCAUGCUGAUGAGCUGUUCCUAGAGACAGAUGACCCACUGUUAAUUCUGAACCAGUCUGAGGACCUGUGGUGUCAGGGUUACAACAUGAGGACCGGAGCUACAGGCAUCUUCCCUGCCUUCUACGCUGUCAGGGUGGACAAAGAUAAUAACAAAGUUCAGAGAGAUGGUUGCAUGGAACAGUUCAUGGUGCGAUUCCUGGGUUCAGUUCAGGUGCCCAUCCACAAAGGCAAUGAUGUGCUGUGUGCUGCAAUGCAGAAGGUAGCAUAUAAUCGGCGGUUAGCAGGGCAGCCUCCCUCAGCCUGUGUGCUGGAGGUCAGUGUGAGGGGUGUGAAGAUCAGCGUCCAGGACCAAUGUCAUUCUGCUCACAGGGGAGACCAGUGUUUCCAUUUCUUCCAGUUGAAGAACAUCUCAUUCUGUGGCUGUCACCCAAAACACAGCAAGUAUUUUGGUUUCAUCACCAAACAUCCUGACCAACAACGCUUUGCCUGUCACGUGUUGGUGGCAGAGACAACAUUACAUCCUCUGGCUGAGUCUGUGGGGAGGGCCUUUCAGCAGUAUUACAAAGAACAUAUUGGCUACUCCUGUCCCACUGAAGACAUCUUCAUUGAAUAACACCUCUCUCCCAUCCACACUAUGUACUAAAUACUCACUAUGUGCAUGUAAGCCUGGUCUUACACCACAAACUGGACCACUGCUAUUAUCUUCGUCAGACUACUUGCAUGGUGGAUUUCUUUUCUUAGCUGCAUCCAAUGAUACAGCAAGCUUUUCCUUCCUUUGGCCAUGUCAAAUAUAAAUACCUCUAUGGAUGGAUGGGAUCACAUGAGAUCUCCAUGCAGUAGUAACAGUUGUAACAUAAACCUGCCCAAACUCAAACACAAAUAUCUUAUAUUGAUGUAUUCUAUGGUCUAAAAUUACUUCCACCUAUAUGUAACAACAUGUAGAUAUCGGAUGUAAAACCUCAUAUACAUCUGGUAUGUUGAAACCUUCAGGACUAUGGAGUCAAUUUAGUGACAGAAGGUAUAUCAUCAGUUUGUGAACCUGGAACUAGUGCUGAAAUGAAUUUAGUAAAUGAUUAACCACCAUCAAAAAACAAUACUAGAGUCUUCAGCCACACUAGUGGCUCUGUGAGGCUGUAACAGGCUCAGCAGUGCUUUGAGCUAAUGCUAACGUCAGUAUGCUAACAAGUGCAGAUUGACAAUGUUUACCAGGUAAUUUUUACCAUGUUCACCAUCUUGGUUUAGCAUGUCAGCAGAUAACAUUUUCUAAAUAUCAGUAAACACAAAACACAACUGAGGCUGCUGGGAAUGUUAUUAAUUAUUAAUAUUUGGGCAUAAACCAAAGUAUUGGACAAAUUGAAAAUCUGAGCUGAUCAUAGUGCUAAAUUAAAAAUCAGGGAGUCACUAAAGUUAUUACUUUUGGGGAGCAUGAAUGUCUGUUCAACAUUUAUGGCAAUUGUUCCAAUAUUUUUUGAGAUAUUUCAGUCUUAACCAAAGUGGUGGAUGGACACCAUCCAUGGAGCCACAUGACUAGUGUGGCUACUAAAGCUGCAAAACAUUAGUUCCAGCUUUAAAAUUAGAGGAUCUUUCACAUCAUUGUAAAUAGAAUAUGCUUGGGGUUUUGGUCAGAGAAGAUAAGCAAUUUGAAGACAUCACCUUGGGCUCUGAGCCUUUGUCAUUAUUUUUGAGAUUUUAAAAGCUAACACAUUCAGUACAUUAGAGAGAAAAUCUCCAAAUUGAUGAUCAAAAAAGUUGAUGAAGCUUUUGCAUUCAUAUUUUAUGUUACAUGACUGGAAACAAGCUUCGUGUACUUGGAUGAGAAGGAUUUGUACCUUAAGUUGCAGCAAGCAUACAUCAAUUUUUUAGAUUUUUAGCGACUGGUCUGUAAAGCACCUAAAAAUGUAAAAAUCUGUAAUUCCAGCAUUUUAUUUUUACAGAUGAAAAGCAUUGGCCUGGAAUCAAAUGCAGGUCAACUGCUCAAUAGCCAGCUAUGCUUACCACAAACCACAAGAGUUUAAAAUCAGAGCACAAAGCUAAGCUGCAAGUUCAUUAAAUAAGUGAAUCUUCUGUCGUUAAAUUAACUUCAUCCUUGACUCCAUGCAGUGCAAAAUGGCUUCUUAUUAUCAGCAAUUUACCCCUACAGUUUAAAAGCUAGAGCUUGGAUGGGAUAUACAAUAAACAAAUGGACCUGCUUGUUUCUUUGCACAGAUGAGGACAUAUUGAUUUUUAAAAAAAUAUAUAUAUAUAAAAAUGUAAUUCUGUAUCUUAUAACCCCAAGACUUGACAAUCUACUGUUGAAGACCUUUGGAGUUGCUGUUCAGGUGCCUAAUUUCUCUUUCUGCUGCUUGAUGUACCUUUUCUUCCAAAUGUGGUUCCAACUACAAACCUGCUGUCCAGGGUUUCUCUGGUUGAGCAGUGACACAUUUUUCUUUUCACUCGGUGUGAUAAGAAGGCCCAAAUGACGCUGUGCAAUAGUAUGUGUGCAACAGAGCAGUCUGGUGGGAUGGUGGAUCACUGUGCAGUCCAAGUCUGUCCAUGUCACUCUCAGCUCAGACUUCGUUUGCAUUGCCUGCUCAAAUCUGGGACCAAAUUUGGGGUCAAGUCAUGGAGCACUCUCACAAUUUAACAUGGAAGUAUUCACUUCUCACAUAACAUAAAGUAUGUUUCCAAUUUUUUAAUUUUAAUUCGUUUUUGUUUGUUUUUUUAAUGCUGACUCAGUUGUCUAGACAUGAAGGAUUAAUUUUCCAUGCAGUUCCUCCUUGUUUUUGUGGUCAAGAUGUGUUAGAAGGUGAGAUCCAGGCACAGAGUCAUCCAGCUCUGCAGUUGCCCUUAGCUCCACCAAACUUUUUAGCCUCUUUUAGCCCAUUGUUUGGGUAUAUCAGCCCACAAACUCUGCUCUAGUCAACCUUGUUUCUAACAGCAGCAGGCAUCUAUAAACUCUGAUAAACCCCACUGACCACUACCAGCACAGCACCAAACAAGUUGGAGACUAGCCGGUGAACAUAGUGGAGCAUUUAACAACUAAAGAGCCAGAUAUUUUUCUUUGGUGGAGUUGGUGAAAUAGAGAUAAAAAAAAAAUAGAGUGAAUAUUGGACUUUCAUACAUCAGAGCAUCAAUGUUAGCAUGUCUGCUGGAUGUGUAAUCAGGCAAAUGUUUGCCCCACACAUUCACAACUUUUACAAUUUGAUAUAUGGCAAUGUUGUCUUUUCAGUUUGUUCUGCUUUCCCCAAGUGGCCAAAAAAUAUUAAUGCAGCUUUAAGGUCCAGGAUUUAAAAUUUUGGACUUACUACAUCUGCAUAAGCAGUUGGAUUAUAUGAUAUAAUCAGAUUUGAGCAGGUAAAGUCAAUGGAAAUGAAGCUUGAAAUGUUUUGUGUUCUAAAAACAGUGCCUAUUUUUUUCUGGUGUAGUGAUGAUGACUGUCCUCGGUAUUAACUGUUGACUUCAGAUGUCUCCAUUCACAGAAUCUACAACAGCCAGUCUCAUUCAGAUGAGUGUUCUUGUAGCUGGAUAUGGCUUGGUACACCUAAGAUGGCUGCCAUGGAACUUUGAAGAUGUCACUGAGACUCAGAAAGCUGGGGUUAUUUUGUACAGGAAUAUUGUCCUUUUAUUUAAAGGAGAAAAGUCAGUCAGUUAUUGUAGUCUAAUGCUGUUUGAUUAAUGACAUAUUUACUGUACAACUGAUCAAUAUUACACCUGUUGUAUGGGAAAACCUUAGCCUGAACUGAUUUGAAUUGAUGAAUUUGAUUUUAAUGAGAAUUGUGUGGAAAUAUGUAAUUCAUUAUUGGGAUUAUAAUUAGCAUUAGAAGUAAUAGAAGUAUUAAUAGUGUUAGCUGAGAUUUUUGUGGAGAUUUUUUUGUCCCAUGAUCUCGCUGCUUUUGUAGCCUAGGGAGGAUAAAAAUGCAGGGUAAAAUGCUAAAUACUGGUACGCUUUUGGAAUGAUGGUUAAAGGUAAUGAAUAUCUAUGCAAAGCAUGCAGCCUCUGCCUGAAAAUAGUGGUAUUGGUCUCUGAAAGCUGUAUCAGCUGAAGCCUUUACAGAGGUUAAACCAGUUUUUUUUCACUAAAAACCCCAUUCCCUGCCUUUCAGACAGCCAUUGUCUUCCAUUCAUUGCAGAACAGUAUGAAAAUGAAAUUCUAUUUUGUCAAAAAUAUAAGCAGAGACGAAGUCUACUAUGAUGGACUACACAUUUAGUUUCAAGUCGGAUCUUUAUACAGGAGCACACAAGUGAAUGAAAAUCAAUGGUAAUCUGGAAGGAAAGAAAAACAUAUUUAAAGGUAAAAAAAAACUAUUGAAUGCUUUGGAAAGUAGUGAAGGAACUAAACAUGCACACUACUGGAACAGUUUUUUAAAUAAUAAUUUCACUAGCAAGCAAAUCUGAGCUUUCUGAGACCUCAUGUAGUGUACUGCACCACGUUCAUUUCCAUGCCAGCCAUCCCAGAUGUGCCACGGAAGGUUGUUCUGAUCCACCAGAAAGUGUCCUUUCUAUCUAUUCCACUUCUGUGAUUCUAACACCAUGGGGAUCUACUGUACAUAACUCAUCAAUAUAGAUAUAUCCUGUAUAGAUACUGUAUGUAUGUAUGUUUGUAUAGGAGUUAUUGUAUGCUGUCAGUUUGACCAAAACCUGGGUGUAACACCGCAUGACAUCAAUGUUGUAAAAUGAAGACAAGACGCACAGACUGAUGAAGAUGAUGAUGAUGAUGGUUAUUCUUGUCAAUAAAUCACGUUUACAACUGCAGAUGGAAUAAGUACUUUGAUAUGAACCAAAGCCCCUUUAAGAUUGAGGUUUACCACAUUUCCAUUGAUGAUUCUUAAAUGAAAGGCAUGAUUUACAUUUGGCUACUUUUGCUAGACCUACUGCUCUCCACCACCAUCAUCAAAAUAUCAAUGAGGGAAUAUCUUUUUGAUGAAUGGUGUUC
Thunnus maccoyii (southern bluefin tuna) is the source of this 7002-nucleotide messenger RNA. Its product is annotated as C-Jun-amino-terminal kinase-interacting protein 1-like. Gene Ontology annotation, cellular component: cytoplasm. Gene Ontology annotation, biological process: regulation of JNK cascade. Gene Ontology annotation, molecular function: protein binding. Bases 415 to 2703 code for a protein of 762 amino acids. The transcript has 13 exons. Lineage: Eukaryota; Metazoa; Chordata; Actinopteri; Scombriformes; Scombridae. The record is from RefSeq and is a predicted model, not a curated record.